AUGGCGCCUGUCCAAACCCCGUGGACCUUGAUUCUGCUGCAGGAGAAGCCUGGUCUGCAUGAAUACAAUCAUGCUUUGUCAAAUGUCGAAAAAUACUACACCCAUUUGCAGAGAGCUAUGCAGGAUUCAUCUAUCCAUGAUCAGCUAGUUCUCAACCCGGACCAAACACACUCACGGCUGCUGAGGUCCUUCGAGAUCUUGCGUGCCAAACAGCUACCAGGUCCGGUUGCCGAGGAGAUUUUCAAGACCAUGGUCCUUCCGUUUAUUCACGACAACAUUUUCUCUCCGCCACAGAUCAUCCAACUCGUUGGAUCUGCACUACCUCUCAUCACCAGACAACAUUCUCAGUUUCUGCGCGACAUCACCAACACCCUCCUGUCUUCUCGGGGCUUGUUUGACCACCUGGUAGCAAAUGAAAGGCAGAUUGGAGACAGGCUGGUCGCCAUGUGCAAUGCCUGUUCCGCCGACCAUGGAACGGACGCUACUGUGGAGAGUUGGGGUAUUGCUCAGAAACUGAUCGAGUCCAUCAACCUGCUCAUUGACACAUCUUACGAAGAAGAAUUGAAACGGGCAAAAAUGGAGAAUCUACCUUGUCUAGAAUCCAUGAAAGUACUCAGUCGGGACGAUAAAAAACUGACCCUAGCUCAACAAGGUCCCAAAAAGGAACUGAAAAAGGAAUUCAAGGUCUCGGACGAGAUCCUUCAGCAGAUGAACCACUUCAACCUCCCACCACCGCUGUCCGCUCGAGGCCUCACUCAUGCAUCGGAGCAUCUUCAAAACGAAAUAAUCCCAGCACUCAUGCGCUCUGCCCUUGAAAGCUUCCCAUGCAGAAUCUGUUUGGAUAGGCUCACUACCGGGAGUCUUACAGGCACUCUGGCCAGCUCCACAGACCUGCCUUCGGAUCGAACUACAGUACCUGGCAGUGCCCAAGAUAUUUUCGGCAAAAAAUUUGGUCUUUGGAAGGUUUUACUGUCUGACAUUGCUUUUAAGAAUGCAAAGAAACUGGUCCGCGGAGGUGACUUCGGCGGCGUGGAACAAAAGCUCAGGGAUUUGGCGAGUGGUGGGUGGAAAGGCAAAGAACUAUCUCGCCGCGUGGGGUCCAAGCAACAAAAGAAAAGAAUGCAAGUUCCUAUCUUGGAAGUGAGCGCUUCUGCAACUGUGUCAAUCUUGUGGCAAGUUGAUGUCGGCUUUUACGACGAGCUGCCCUGGGUGCAGCAGCAGAUUGUAAAAGUAUGGCAAAUUGUGACCUCGGAAGAGGAGUUGGAAACUGCCAUUGAGCAGAUACUUCUGAUCCAGGAAUCCUACACCUCAGAACUUGUUCAACUCUGUUUGCAACGUCCUGUUCAGCAAUCAGAUGGGACUUGGACGCCACAGCGGUUCGGGAACGUGAAAGAGACUGGGUCUCAUCAAAUGAAAUCCAUUGCUUCUUCCAAAGCAAGCCCAGCUUUGAUUGAGAUGUCAAACAAAUUUUACAAUCUCACCGAGCCGUUUUUGAGGUCGAUCAUUGAUGAAAGCGGCACAGAGGAGUUUCCGUUUGACCUCUCUCCCGAGGAGUUAGAAAUUGUCAAGCACUUCAGCACAGCAAGCUUGAUUCUAGGUCGAAGUGGUACAGGAAAAACCACCUGUCUGUUGUUCAAGAUGCUUGCCAAGCAUAAAGCAAGGCAGUCAGCUUCAGAUGAGCAGCAAGCUCGACAGCUUCUCUUGACUCGCUCCUCCUAUCUGGCUUCAAAGCUUCAAACAUAUGCCAAAAGCCUGAUUGACGCUCAGUCCAAGGCUCCCCCGGCUGAAGAAGAUGUAGACUCGGAUCUGAAACCGACUUCGUUCUUCGCCCUGAAGAAUUGCCAUUUUCCAAUUGUCUGCACUUACGACGAAUUUCUUGGGCUUCUGGAAAAUACAAUCAGAAUGGCUGAUCGAAAAGACUUCCUAAGAGACAUCAAUCCCAACAAGGCAAAGGGCCUGGACCCACAGGUGGGAGACAAGCCACGAGUAAUUGACUUCAGCAUUUUCAAAACAGAAUAUUGGGGCUCGCUGAGUGGAUUAGCUCCACCAUCUUGCUCUCCAGAGCUCCUCUUCGCAGAGAUAAUGGGCGUCAUUAAAGGCUCUAGCGUCACGGCAAAAAGCCUGAAGCCUUUAUGCCGUGCAGAAUAUGUUAAGAAAAACGCGAAAGCUUCUCCCGCCUUUACCUCCGAGGCAGAGCGUGAGAAAGUAUUUGGAGCCUUCGAGCGCUACGAAAAGCAAAAGAAGCUUCGCAAGGAGAUUGACGAGCUGGACCGUGUCAGUGUCCUGCUGAAAUCCCUGAGAGACAAGAAAGCUCUAGCAGAGCAAAUUCAGCGCUGUUUCGAGGAGAUUUAUGUUGAUGAAAUUCAAGACUUGCGUUGUCUGGACAUUGUCCUACUUUUAGGCUGCCUCAGUGAUGCUCGUGGCAUUCACCUUGCUGGCGAUACUGCCCAGUGCAUAUCGAAGGACUCGGUUUUCCGAUUCCCUGAGAUAAAGGCAUUGUUCUACGAUCAUUACGAAGUGAUUGCCAAUGAACAGAAUCAGCCGACAUUCGCCAAGCCUGUUCAAUUCUCUCUGGCGAAGAACUACCGCUCGCAUCAGGGUAUUCUAAGUUUUGCAUCAUGGGUGAUGCAGCUACUCUGGCAUGGAUUCCCGGAAACAGUGGACAAGUUGGACCCAGAGAUUGGCUAUAUCGGAGGACCAAAACCGAUUAUCUUUGCGGGAUUCGACUCCUCGAUUCUUUCUGCCAAGAUGAUUGGCCUAGUCAAGCUCAACGACAAGGUCGCCGAUUUUGGCGCUGAGCAAGUCAUCCUUGUCCGAGAUGAUGCAUCCAAGGACAAGUUGCAAACCCAAAUCGGCGAGAUUGCCCUUGUCUUAACAAUCUUAGAAAGCAAGGGUAUGGAGUUUGACGAUGUGUUGGUGUAUGACUUUUUCGGCAGCAGUGGCCUUGGUAGUAGCUAUCGGUGCCUUCACAUGCUUGUUCAAGCAUCACGAGCCCAGUUUGACGCUCAGAAACAUGCGGCUUUGUGUUCCGAACUCAAGUCGCUUUAUGUCGCCGUUACUCGUGCUCGGAAGCAACUUUGGUUCAUGGAAACUCAAGAGAACAGCGUUGAUCCCAUUCUUCAAACGUUGUCGCAGAGUAACAGCCUCGAGCUCGCUGAAGUUGUGAAGCAGAAAGACCCUGAUGUUGCGGCAAAGGUAGCAGUUCUGCGGGCUGGCGGCUCAGUGGACCCAGAGAGAUGGCUCAAGAGAGCAGCACAUCUUCUCCAUCGGAAGAGCUUUGCAGAGGCAUUGUUUUGCUACAAGAAGGCCAAUGAUCCUCGAGGAAUGACACACUCACAGGCGUGUCUGCAUGAGCAAGAAGGAAGAUCCCACCGAGCAGCUGGAGAUAUCGAAGAAUUCACCGCGUGCUACGAAAAGGCUAUCGUCCUUUUCCUUGAGAUCGGCCUCAUUGCAGAAGCUGCGAUGUGUUACGAAGGGCUUGGGCAGUUCGGCAAAGUUGCAGAAAUCUGGAAAGCUCGCGAACAAUACCAAAAGGCUGCAUCUUUCUACGAGAAAGGCAAACUUUUCGCAGAAGCUUUCGGAGUGUUACCAUUCUUGUGGAACCGCGCGUACCUCAGCGAGCCCACCUUGCUUCGAUACUCGAGACUCUGCAAUAUUUUGCUCAGGCAGGGACGUGUCUCUGCCAGCCUGAGGGCGAUAACUAUCAAUAUGCUUGGAUCAGAUGUGUCCAAGAUUGCGUUUUUCAAAGAAUUCGAAAUGUGGGACCAGCUGCGUGCACUCUAUUCAUCAAAGUCCAGAUGGUUUGAGUAUUACGAUCUAUCAGUCGCUGUUGGUGACAUACCUGCGGCGAUAGGCACCUUGCUGGUUCACAAAUUGAUGCCAGUGGUUGACAAGCCAGUUGUCGAGAAGCUGUUCAAUUACUCCAUGGUCGAAGUCUUAUACGCCCACAGGGACUUAAUUCCGGCCAAACCUGAGCGAGAUGGGCUGCUGAAAUCAGUCAAAUUAACUUACCUCGAAAAACUUGGGGCUCAGUGGAGAACGCUAUUGCAGUUGAUCGAUGAUUUUGAGGAUAUGGAUUCGCCCGCUUCAGUUAAACACCUGGAUAAAGGUCUCUCGAAGGAUAUUUUCUGUCUUUUUGUUAUCGCUUUCGAGCCAUCAGUGUUCACCAAGCAUAAGAUCGAACACCUUCCAAUGGAUAUCGUCAUCCGAGUUGGAAAUCUGCUGCAAGGCUUUUAUGCCCAGAAUCAGCAUUCUCUUACUUGUUUAGCUACGGUUUGUGGCAUUUUCACAAACCCAAAGCAAGAGACCCAGACGAUCUUGCUGCAUUGGUCUCCGUUGAGGAGUUUCACGACAACUUCUCUUGAUGGGUCUUCAUCCGAGGACUUGCUUGAAAUUGCAAAAGACUUUGUUCAAGAGAAGUUUGCCGCAGCACUUACUCAGUUCCAUGAAAAUGCGGGCCACCUCGUGAAGAAGGAUUUUCCGCCGACCUGUUUCCAACAGCUUUACAAAGGAUAUUGUUCAAAGCUUAAAGCCAAUGAAUGCUUCUGGGGUCAUGAAAAGCCUACUGCAGAAUUUGCUAUUGCGAAGUUGAAUUGCCUUCUCACCGUCGCUGAGGUUUUUGCGCGCCUUACGCCGGUUUAUUAUCAAAAAGUCAUGGGUGAAGCUUUCAGUAAACCAUUUCUGGGUCGUAGGAGAACUUGGAUCCAGCAUAUCCAAGAGGAGCUGGUUAUUGUCAGUUCACUGGAGCAAUCCAGUACUGCAAUUGCAAAUCUUCGUUCCAAUCUGCAAAGCAAUCCAGAGUUUGCUGCAACCGCAUACUGCCUCGAAGAGUUGUUGUUCUAUCGCAUGACCAAGGAAUGGGGGUCGAUGAGCAGUCUGAGCUCUUCUCUAGAGAAGGUCCAAGAAUCUCAAAUUCUCGGCCCUCACCCAGCCAUGCGUUUCCAGCGAGCACUCGUUCUCAAUAUGGAGCGUAGCAUGCCACCACGCCAGAAGCGAUCUGGUCAUCCGCUUGCGUUGCCUUUGACGACGUUGAAUGCUGCUGAGAGAAUUCGAUCAGCGGUUGCCAGGCGCAAUACUCAUGACUUUCACAACGGCAUCAGCGCCUUUGUCCAAUGUCUCGAGAAAACACCCAAAUCCUCCCUUGGAUCGCUCCAUGCCGUCCUUUCUGUGCUCGAAUUUUCAGCUACGUACAUUCUUUGUAUCGCCAAUCCAGGAAGGGGUAUCGUGAUUCCCUGGUCCUGGGCCUUGCAGCAUCUUUCGACAAUUAUGCAAUCUCCCGCUAAAGACUAUAGGUUCAAGGACAGGGAAAUCCGAGUGCACACAACCGACUUGACGAACGUUGUCAUCAGCUUCUGCAACCUCAUGGAACAGGUCGAAAAUGCCCUCACCAACGGCAUUUUAAGAUUCCAAGGACUGGGACGCAGUAAUCUUCCGGUUCCUAUUGUCAAACGGCGCUGCACGGAGCUUUUGACGACCGUGAAUCUCAACCUGAAUUAUUGGCCCAGGCAGCCAGUCGGUUUUAAGGAGAUGGAGAAGGUAGUUAACAAGGCGCUUCGAUCGACCAUUAUUCCACCAGGAAUGGCAUUGGAAUUUUCCAGCAGUGAUAGGUUCCGGCAAAGUUGCAUCCGCGAGUAUGCAGCCUACAACCACAAGGACGAACUGUGCGUCGUUGCGCUUGAUGAUAGGAAGUCCGCCCCUCUCUUCCUGCGGUCCUUCACACAAGGCAACGCGAAGUUCGCCCAGCUAAGUGAUAUCUUGCGGAUGUCGCGCAUUGCUGAGAACCCUCUAUCCAUGGGUUUGGAAGAAGACUGGCAAAUCGACGAAUACAGCGGCUACGAGCUCGACAUGAUCACGAAUCUCCAGCGGCGCUGGCGACAGGUGAUGGAGGUCCUCGAGAACAAACGCCGUAGGGCACAAACCCGCGAGGGAAAACUCACCCAAUACUUCCACGAGGUGUGCACGAGACGGAUGAGUGUUCUACCUGCGUCCGCUUGGUCAACUCGGGACAAAAUACACAUGCGCAAGGUAAUAUUUACCGACGGUUUGAAGAUCGCUGCGUCUCUUCUCGGUGUUCUUGAGAGCCUCCGAGAAGUCAAGGACCGAUGGAGGAUCCAAUUCAACAACAAUUGGUCCACUGAAAAGCUAGAGGAGCUCUCUGUCAUUCGCGGACACAUUCUGCCGAUCGACGGUCAGCUUGAGUACAUUGUUGAGCACUGGUCUCCCAAGGGCAUCGAGGAGGGUAUGAUGACCGUUCCGGCUGAGGACCUCGGUGCAUCAGCCCGUGAAGCCCAGCGCGCCCUCUGGGCUGUUCAGCGCGAGAUUGAAAUUAUUCGAUCUCAGGUUGAAAUCAUUGAAAAGAGUCCUGACCGUUAA
Molecule: messenger RNA, 6372 nt
Organism: Penicillium mononematosum
Lineage: Eukaryota; Fungi; Ascomycota; Eurotiomycetes; Eurotiales; Aspergillaceae
Exons: 26
Coding region: 1-6372 (2123 amino acids)
Molecular function (GO): protein binding; ATP binding
Source: RefSeq, a predicted model, not a curated record